AUGAAAAGAAAUUCAUCUACUUUCAGUACCACUACGUUUCUUAAUGAACUUCGGCUCCUAAGCAGAGUUAAAGUGGUGGAUAAUAGCAAAAUUGGAAGAAACGCCAAGCAGUCUGGGAGACCCGUGCGGAUAAUUCACGUGUACAACAAAACGCACGUGGGUCGCCUUGGCGACAGAGUCCUUGUAACCAUAGAACACGAAAAAAAGAAAGGGUACAUCGUGGGAUGUAAACAGAAUCAACAACCGUUAAUUCCCAAGUUUGACAGCAACAAUAUAGUUCUUGUUGACGAUAAUGGACAGCCAUUGGGAACACGUAUUAGGACACCAAUUCCUUCGUGUUUGCGAUCCAACACGGACCCGAACUUUGUUAAACUGUUGUCUCUAGCUACUACAUUUGUAUGA
This is a messenger RNA of Saccostrea echinata, 402 nucleotides long. RefSeq names its product large ribosomal subunit protein uL14m-like. Gene Ontology annotation, molecular function: structural constituent of ribosome. The coding region runs from base 1 to 402 and encodes 133 amino acids. The transcript has a single exon. Gene Ontology annotation, biological process: translation. Gene Ontology annotation, cellular component: mitochondrion; ribosome. The record is from RefSeq and is a predicted model, not a curated record. NCBI's taxonomy places the organism in Eukaryota, Metazoa, Mollusca, Bivalvia, Ostreida, Ostreidae.